AGUUCAGUUCCGUUGCUGGGGGUUUGUUUUGUUACCCCACCGGAUGGUUGUGCGCUGUAUCGUUCCAGACGUCGAGGCGAACAGGUUCGAAAAGCUCGCUCCUAUCCAAACCGUUUCGGCAUUUGUGGCAUUAGUUUUGUGCGUUCUUUACGGUAACGCAGAUCGUACAGAGUAACGCGCGAGUGACGCAUUUCGUAGCCACGUGCGCAUGUGCGUGCGUUAAAAAACGCGGUGAAAUAAGAGCCUUAAUAGUUUAACGGUGGAAGACGGAAAAAAAUCAAAGCCCUCUGGCUCGGUUAUAGUUGUUAUGAGAUAUUAUCAGCCUGCAGGCUUUCAGAACUAGAACCGUGUAGCGGAAAGGUUUCCUUUUAACAGUUUACCCUUGCUUAGCAUCCACAAUACGUACUGCGCGGUAGAAGCAACUGAAUACCGUUAAAACAUGGGUUUGUCACGCGUAGAACGUGUCGUUCCCGGAACACGUUGGCUUCGCGGAUAUACGGGACAGUUUGUGGUAGCGGAUCUGAUUGCCGGUGUUACGGUGGGAUUGACAGUACUUCCACAAGGAUUAGCUUACGCGACGCUUGCCGGUUUGGAACCACAGUAUGGUUUAUACUCCGCCUUUGUCGGUGGGGUAGUGUACGCUUUGUUGGGUGGAUGUCGUGAGGUCACCAUUGGACCAACCGCUUUACUAUCUCUGAUGACCAGUCGACACACGGGAUAUGGAGGAAAUUCUGGCCCACAGCUCGCUAUACUACUGUGCUUCUUGUCCGGUGUUGUGGAGUUGCUAAUGGCCGUCUUACGGCUUGGUGCACUGGUGGAUCUCAUUUCACUUCCCGUUACCGUGGGAUUCACAUCGGCCACUGCGCUCAUCAUAGGUGCUUCUCAGCUGAAAGCGUUGCUCGGUAUCCGGGGUGGUUCUGGAUCAGGAUUCGCCAGUACGGUGCGUACUGUUUUCGAAAGGAUUGGCGAGGCACGUGUAGCCGACAGUAUCCUGGGGGUCGUCUCCAUUGCUGUACUGCUUGCAAUGAGGAAAUUGAAAGACAUUAAGACACCGGCGGAUGCUACGAGAGGACGCAAAAUAGUUGGACUCAUGUGCUGGUUAAUUGCAACGGCACGGAAUGCACUGGUAGUAUUGGUUACCAGCUUUGUCGCGUUUUACUACGACCAGCGAGGCGAGCGGCCCUUUAUCUUGACAGGCACGGUCAAGAGCGGUAUACCAGAUUUUCAGUUGCCACCAUUCAGUACGGUACUGCCAGAAGGUGGAGGACCCAACGGAACAAGUCCCGUACAGUUAGGAUUUACCGGUAUGAUCGAAGAGCUGGGUGCCUCGAUUGCGCUCGUUCCCAUCAUUGCAGUUCUUGGGAAUGUGGCCAUUUCGAAAGCAUUCGGUGGAAGUGGUAUCAAUCCGACUCGUGAGCUGGUUGCCCUUUCGCUGAGCAACAUUUGCGGAUCGUUCUUCAGUUCAUUUCCGGUUACUGGAUCAUUUUCGCGCAGUGCAGUGAACCACGCGAGUGGUGUGAAGACCCCGAUCGGUGGCAUCUACACGGGUGCAUUGGUGCUUUUGGCGUUGGGUGUGCUGACUCCCUAUUUCCAGUUCAUUCCUAAAGCCGCUCUGAGUGCGGUGAUCAUAUCCGCGGUAAUAUUUAUGAUCGAGUACGAAGUCAUUCGGCCGUUGUGGCGCUGCAACAAAAGGGAACUGAUUCCGGGUGCAGUGACGUUCGUGCUGAGUUUAAUCGUCGGUGUAGAAUUGGGACUGUUGGCAGGAGUGUUAACCGAUCUGGCCUUUGUCGUUUAUCGUACUGCCCGGCCAUUGUUGACCGUUAGCGUAGCGAAUACCACUCUCGGUACGCAGUACAUUUUGAUCCGUCCAAACCAUAGCGUUAUUUAUUUCCCCGCCGUCGAGUGGGUGCGUAACGUUACAUCUAAAGCUAUCAAACAGCACGGCAACAUUCCGGUUGUGUUUGAUUGUCGGUUAGUGAACGAAUUUGACUACACUGCCGCCACUGGAUUGCAAAUGCUGCGCAAAGAACUGGAAAAGAAAAAGAUUCCUCUAAUCAUAUAUGGAUCAUCUAGCGAGGUAAAGAAGCUACUGCAGGAAACCUUGAAAAGCAGCCUGCUGGAAGUUAGCACUGAUGACGAACUAGAGAUUCUACUGCAGGACCUGUCCACAUCUGACGGAGGUAAGCAAGAGCUACGUGAAGUCGUUACACCGCUCCUAUCACCCGAGCGUACACCGCCCAUCGCUGAAAUCGAAUUAUCUUAAAUGUAUCCUUAAAGUGCCUUUUAUGUGUCGUGUGUCUGUAAAUGUGCUGGUGGAUGUGUUCGUUUGAUUCAUUUAUUGUUUAAUGUUACCUACGUUCAUCUAACCAUUUGACAAGAUUUCAUUGCAUAUGUUAUGUUUGUAAGUUGUGGAGCAGUGUUGAUGUUCCUUUUUGUUUGUAUCCACUAUUUCGUCAACCGUUAUAGGUAUAGGAUAAGAAAAAACAAAACGCAAAAGCUCUCCCGGACAGAGAUGAUUUCUCUGAAAACGAAACUACUUCUCGGAAUUAUUACCCAUUGGCAAUUGACCAGCGUAUCGAAUUUAUUGUAUUACCAUUUUGCUACAAACUAUUUUUUAUCUCGAAUAAAAUAAAUUGAACGACGUUAAAUACAAUUAAUCGUUACCUGACCAUUUCCGCGU
Messenger RNA from Anopheles funestus (African malaria mosquito), 2680 nucleotides. RefSeq names its product sodium-independent sulfate anion transporter. The coding region runs from base 440 to 2263 and encodes 607 amino acids. Gene Ontology annotation, molecular function: sulfate transmembrane transporter activity. The record is from RefSeq and is a predicted model, not a curated record. Gene Ontology annotation, cellular component: membrane. The transcript is spliced from 5 exons. Gene Ontology annotation, biological process: transmembrane transport. Lineage: Eukaryota; Metazoa; Arthropoda; Insecta; Diptera; Culicidae.